CUCCCUUCGUUUAAGCAGGUGAUCUAUACUUGGCAAGUAAGUGGAAAAGUAGAGGAAGCCACAAUCGUCGCACCUCAGUCUCUCUAAUCACACAGCAAUGAGUACAGAUUAAGGCUUAUGUCUAUCACGGAGAGGAGAGCGCAACCUCUCGCGAGCAGAGCUUCUUGGAGACCUCUUUUCUCGACUUGGGGCGUAGGAAGGGAGCGGUCUACUCGAGCCGGCCGGCUGGCCGAAUCGAGACGAUUGCCGGAGGGUUUGGGUCAACACGUACUCUCACCUUGCAAAAGCCGAUGCGCGCGUGAGAGAGAGAGAGCGUCGGACUCCCCAACUUUCCAAUAAAGGAGAAGGAACAGCGGCACGAGGAGAUCCUCUGCAGAUCUAUCGCUUUCUCUCUCUCUCCCUCUCUCUUCAAGGACACUUUUGAGACAGCCUCGACCGCAAGGCACGGCUCAGUCCGCGAGCCACCAUUACGCUGUUUGACGUGGAACAGCGAAGGCGGUAUUCACCGCAAUCACGACCAUCGAUCGUCCUCAUCUCGUCCGCUGCUCGGUGUUCCCAGAAAGUACACAGCAGUGGAUCCAUUUGCUUGGGGAACCCCAGCUCAUUGCCACUGCUGCUCCCUCUCCGAAUCUCUCCUUUUAAUGCCUUGCUUCUCCUCUCCUCUCCCCCACAAAACCCCAGCCUGGACAGAUAACAUCAUAGGAGGUGAACUGGCUCAAGGGUUUGAGGAAUCAGUGCUGAGAAGCUCAUUCGAUAGUAGGCAACCUUCUCUGAGAAGACCCAAAGCAAUAGGCCACGAGGCAUGCGUUGAUGGUUCAUCAUUCUUCUUUUGAGAUGCUCAAAGCUGUCUCCCAGUCUCAUAUGUGAUCAAUGGAGAAGCCAUUCAGUUGUUCCCAACCCAUUUCAUUAGUUAGAAAUGGAAUAUGGGAUGUGAUCAAGUUAGAUCUAUUACAGAGUACAAACAGUUCCUGCUACAUUGUCAUUUUGGUGGGUAGCUUUCAUGGCUGAUGAUCACCAGCUCCGGAAGCUGUCUAAAUCUCUUUGGCAAUUGCAUAACCAAUACUCACCUUGCCAAUUCUUGUUGUUGUUGCUCCAAAACCAAAUCUUGUCGUUCUUGGCAGCUGGGAGUCGAGUCGACAUUGUUGAAAGGAAGAAGUGGGAGUCCUUUCAUCUUUGAGCUUCAGACCGAUGUCGUGGUCAAGGUAAUCUUUGUCUCAGUAGGUUUUUUUGGUUUGAACUACUGAUCCCUCAAAUGUCUUGGGGCUUUUGUUUCACCAGAGGGUCAGAUUUGCAUCAGCAGCAGUCCCCGCGAGCCCCUCUUCACCUUAAGACUAGUGUUAUCUCUGAAGCCAACAGCCUUCACCGGAUGGUUGUCGACCGCAGCCCGAAGCUCGAGGAUGGACGGUCCCCUCGAAGUCCCCUCCAUGAGCAGAAGAAGCGAAGCACCCGGGUGGCAGAUUUGGAGACCAAGUUGAGCAAAGCUCAGGAAGAGCUCAAGAAGCUCAGAGACCAGUUGGGCUCUGCAGAAGUUGCCAAGGUUGAUGCCGAACAAGCUCUCGAGAAGGCAAAGAAACAGGUUUUUUCUGUGAACCGGAACUCUGAAUUAGACAAACAGAAACCUCUUCCUCAGGCGUCGGAACCGGCAUCAGAGCCUAAGCCACUACCAGCUCCCAAGUCUGAAGUGGAGGAUGUCAGCUCUUCUACCGCUUCUGAUGUUUCCACACUAGCAGUGCCAAUGGAACCACUUGGUCAGGUUAAACACGAGGAGGAGGCAGAGAAGGAGAAGGACGAACAGAAUAUGGAGAUAAUCAUGAAGAAGGAUGAUGAUAACAACAUUGGGGGAGGAGUGGUGGAGAGAAAUGAAUUAGUAGAUCUUCCUGAGAGCCCAGAGGAGGUCAAGCUCAAGUAUAUGAUACUGGAGAAAGAGAAGGAAGUGGAGUUUCUGCUGGAAGAGAACAUGAGUUUUAAGAGAAGAGCAGAGGAAGAAGCCGAGAACCUUGCCGCGGGUGCACGAGCCAAGGAAGAGGAGCUGAAGGCAAAGAUAAGCUCAAUGGAGGAGGAACUGAAGGAGAGCAGGGCAAGAGCAGCACAUCUGAUCGAGCAAUUGGCGGCAGCCGAGGGAGCAAAAGCGACGCUCGAAGUGGAGAUGAAGAGGCUAAGGGUGCAAACUGGGCAGUGGCGCAAGGCAGCAGAGGCAGCAACCGCGCUGGUGGCUGCUGGAGACAGAGCUGCCACGGAGAUGGGAGGGAAGAGAGUAGCGGAACGGUGUCGGUCGAUGGACGGUCAUCACGGCGGAUUUGACGGAUGGGAUUUGCCGCUGGUGGGAGGCGAAUCGGAGGAGGAUGGGGUGGUCGGAGGGAGGAGGAAAUCCGCAGGAAUUUGGAUGUUUGGAGACCUGUGGAAGAAGAGACUGCAGCAGAGGUGAGCAGAACCAGUAUCCGGGGGGGAAUAACUGGAGCUCCUUGUUACUUAUUUGCUCCGUUAAGAGUCCUGUUUUGUUUUCUUUGGUUUGGUGGUUCUGCUGUUGUAUCUUGCUGCUAAUGUUCCUGAGCUUAGUAACA
Molecule: messenger RNA, 2561 nt
Organism: Musa acuminata AAA Group (dessert banana)
Lineage: Eukaryota; Viridiplantae; Streptophyta; Magnoliopsida; Zingiberales; Musaceae
Product: interactor of constitutive active ROPs 4-like
Exons: 4
Coding region: 1253-2425 (390 amino acids)
Source: RefSeq, a predicted model, not a curated record